Messenger RNA from Pristis pectinata (smalltooth sawfish), 602 nucleotides. It is a transcript of the gene efcab10, whose product is annotated as EF-hand calcium-binding domain-containing protein 10. Lineage: Eukaryota; Metazoa; Chordata; Chondrichthyes; Rhinopristiformes; Pristidae. The record is from RefSeq and is a predicted model, not a curated record. The transcript has 4 exons. The coding region runs from base 60 to 464 and encodes 134 amino acids. Gene Ontology annotation, molecular function: calcium ion binding.
GCAGUGAGCGGAAGUUACGUCACCCUUCAGCUUCGCACCCGUUACCCAGCAACGGCGGCAUGGCGUCUCCCCGGGAGCAGGAGGCCUUCGAGUACCUGGCGGAGCACCAGAUCCUGCAGCUGAUCGACGGCCUGACCAGCAUGUUGCUGUACCGCCGGCCGGCUAAGCCUUUGGAGUUUUUAAUUGAACAACUGGAGCAAUUGAAGACUGCCAAAAAGACUCGAACAAAUUACCCUUGUUUGUUUGAUGAGUCAAAUUUGGAUGCUGUAUUUGGGAUUUUGGAUACUACAAAACAAGGAUAUAUAACUUUGAAGCAGUACACAGAAGCUUUGAAAACUCUCGGAGUAGAGGAUUUUGCAAAGAUGCCAGCAGGUGCCCAUGACAAUAAAAUCCACCUGGCAGUAUUCAAAUCAGAGGCGAAAGCUGGAUUAAUGAAGAUGUAUUCCCCAUACAAAUCUGGAUAAAGUUGUGCACUUCCUUUUGUCUGCAGUUAACUGUAACUGGGUAAUAGUAGCAUACAUUCAUCUCAACAUGUUUAGCAUAAAAUUGAGAGAACCAAUAACAUUUGCUACAUGUACUUGAAUAAAUAAUAUUAACCUUGA